Quercus lobata is the source of this 1059-nucleotide messenger RNA. Its product is annotated as heme oxygenase-like, multi-helical. The coding region runs from base 60 to 752 and encodes 230 amino acids. Gene Ontology annotation, cellular component: cytosol. The transcript is spliced from 3 exons. NCBI's taxonomy places the organism in Eukaryota, Viridiplantae, Streptophyta, Magnoliopsida, Fagales, Fagaceae. The record is from RefSeq and is a predicted model, not a curated record.
GUCAAAUUGGCAUCAACACAACACAAGAGAGAGUGAGAGUGAGAGUGAGAGUGAGAGGAAUGGAGGGGAAGAAGACGAGGGAAGAAGUGGAGAAGAGCGGAAUGAUAGACACGUGGAUGAGGAAGCACCGACUGAUUUACACCGGAGCUACAAAGCACCCUUUCAUCCUUAGCAUUCGAGAUGGGACCGUCGAUCUCGAAGCCUUCAAAACAUGGCUGGGACAGGAUUACAUAUUUGUUAGAGCCUUUGCCCCAUUUGUGGCAAGUGUGUUGAUAAAGGCAUGGAAGGAGUCAGAUGAUAGUAGUGAUAUGGAAGUCAUAUUGAGCAGCAUGGCUUCUCUAAAUGAUGAGAUUGCAUGGUUCAAGAGCGAAGCCGCCAAGUGGGGUGUUCAAAUCUCUGAAGUUGUCCCUCAGAAGGCAAAUCAAGAUUAUUGCCGAUUUCUGGAGAGUUUGAUGAGCCCAGAUGUUGAAUAUACUGUGGCUAUCACAGCCUUUUGGGCCAUUGAAGCCGUUUAUCAAGCAAGCUUUGCCCUCUGCCUGGAGGAUGGCUCCAAGACCCCUGCUGAGUUAAGGGAGACUUGCCGAAGAUGGGGCAAUGAUGGUUUCGGUCAGUAUUGUAAUUCUCUUCAGAAAAUUGCUAAUAGGCGUCUAGGGAAGACACCUGAUGAUGUGCUCACGAAAGCUGAAGUAACUUUACUACGUGUUUUGGAAUAUGAAGUUGAAUUUUGGAACAUGAGCCAGGGGGCGGCUUGAUCAGCCUCAGCUUCAGAAACCUCACAUUAUGUAGUGAGCUGGUGGACUCUAUUGCACUGAGUAAGAGUAUAAAAUGCUAAGAAAAUACAGUAUAGUAUAGUAUUUCCUCAAUCUUUGCUCGUUAGGAUCUAUCAAAACAUGUAUAUUUUGGUCCUUCCUCAGCUUUUCCGUUUUGCCUCAUCACUUUGGUGUGGAACGGAACAUAGGCAGUAGUUUGUAUGUACUGAAUAUAUAUACAUGCUUAUGCUUCUUAUAAUUAAGCUGGUAGCAUAUGGAUAAGCAGCGAGUGUGAAGUUAAUGCUUUAAA